Molecule: messenger RNA, 2641 nt
Organism: Ictidomys tridecemlineatus (thirteen-lined ground squirrel)
Lineage: Eukaryota; Metazoa; Chordata; Mammalia; Rodentia; Sciuridae
Gene: Spop
Product: speckle type BTB/POZ protein
Molecular function (GO): protein binding
Source: RefSeq, a predicted model, not a curated record
UGUCGGUGUGUGUGUGUGUGUGUGUGUGAGUGUGGUGUGUGUGGUGUGUGUGUGUGGUGUGUGUGUGUGUGUGUGAGUGUGCGCGCUCGGAGUGUGUGUAUUUGUGUAUCGGCGGUCCCGGAGGUCCCGGAUGUUGCGGACAGUAUGAGGCGAGCGCAGGGGGACGGGGACCAGCAGCUGUCGCCGCCGCUUUCAGUUCUUGGUGGACACAACAUCUUUGUUGGUAUGUGGUGCUGAGGAUCGAACCCGGGCCGCACGCAUGCCAGCACCACAAGGAAAUAUCAACACUUAAAUCUUGUAAGCAACCAGCAGAGUGAAGAAAGAACAGAAAUCUUUGUUCCCUGACUUUGGAAACCUUGUUUAACCUUCAAACUGGCGAUGUCAAGGGUUCCAAGUCCUCCACCUCCGGCAGAAAUGUCGAGUGGCCCUGUAGCUGAGAGCUGGUGCUACACUCAGAUCAAGGUAGUGAAAUUCUCCUACAUGUGGACCAUUAAUAACUUUAGCUUUUGCCGGGAAGAAAUGGGUGAAGUCAUUAAAAGUUCAACCUUUUCAUCAGGAGCCAAUGAUAAACUGAAAUGGUGUUUGCGAGUAAACCCAAAAGGGCUAGAUGAAGAAAGCAAAGAUUACCUGUCACUUUACCUGUUACUGGUCAGCUGUCCAAAGAGUGAAGUUCGGGCAAAAUUCAAAUUCUCCAUCCUGAAUGCUAAGGGAGAAGAAACCAAAGCUAUGGAGAGUCAACGAGCUUAUAGGUUUGUGCAAGGCAAGGACUGGGGAUUCAAAAAAUUCAUCCGUAGAGAUUUUCUUUUGGAUGAGGCUAACGGGCUUCUCCCUGAUGACAAGCUUACCCUCUUUUGUGAGGUGAGUGUGGUUCAAGAUUCCAUAAACAUUUCUGGCCAGAAUACCAUGAAUAUGGUGAAGGUUCCUGAAUGCCGGUUGGCAGAUGAGUUAGGAGGGCUGUGGGAGAAUUCCCGGUUCACAGACUGCUGCCUGUGUGUUGCUGGCCAAGAGUUCCAGGCUCACAAAGCUAUCUUAGCAGCACGUUCUCCAGUUUUUAGUGCGAUGUUUGAACAUGAAAUGGAGGAGAGCAAAAAGAAUCGGGUUGAAAUCAAUGAUGUGGAGCCUGAAGUUUUUAAGGAGAUGAUGUGCUUCAUUUACACGGGGAAGGCUCCAAAUCUCGACAAAAUGGCUGAUGAUCUGCUGGCAGCUGCUGACAAGUAUGCCCUGGAGCGUUUGAAGGUCAUGUGUGAGGAUGCCCUCUGCAGUAACCUCUCCGUGGAGAAUGCCGCAGAAAUUCUCAUCCUGGCUGACCUCCACAGCGCAGAUCAGUUGAAAACUCAGGCAGUGGAUUUCAUCAACUAUCAUGCUUCAGAUGUCUUGGAGACCUCUGGAUGGAAGUCAAUGGUGGUGUCACAUCCCCACUUGGUGGCUGAAGCAUAUCGCUCUCUGGCUUCAGCACAGUGCCCUUUCCUGGGACCCCCCCGAAAACGCCUGAAGCAAUCCUAAGAUCCUGCCUUUUGCAAGACUCCGGAUUUUCCAGAAGCAGCAGCCCCUGUUGCUGCCACUGACCACCAGGUAGACAGCGCAAUCUGUGGAGCUUUACUCUGUUGUGGGGAAGAGACUGCAUCGUGGCCCCAGACUUUUGAAACAGCACUAAAUAACUUGGGGAAGCCGGGGGGAGGGAAAGGCCCAGGACUCGGGGCUACUCAACCUAAUGAAAACCCUGUUGCUGCGUCACCGUGUUCCCUUUGGCUUGACCAAGUCUGACUCUGGGAUUCAGUUUAGGUGCUGGCCCUGAGCACAUCCCAGUCGUGGUACUUCGGAGAAACCUGCCUGCAUCUGACUGAGCAGAACAAAUUAUCAGGUGCCUGGAGCAAAAAGGAAAAAGAGGAAAGAAAAAAAAAAAGGACAUUUAGUUUUAAGAGAAGGGAAAAGGAAAGAAGAGUUUUUGCAGAAUUUUUCAAAAAUCAGUUUGUGAAUUCUAAUAGUAUUUAUGUUGAGAGAAGCAAAUUUUAGUCCUUCCAACUGUGCUGAAGCUUGGAUGUUUGUGAAAACUCCUCACCACCACACAAAUAUCAGAAGAGCUCUCUCGUUAGCACUUAUUGUUUGCAAGAACAGAAUACAUCCUUUUAUCCUCUUAUGAAAGUGACAAGCGAAGGCAAAAGGGGAAGAGGUUAUUUGAUCUGGAAGAUAAGUGUUCUGAUGAUAGUGGCUUUUGCAAAAAUCUUUAUUGGUGUUGAAAACUGGAAAAAAAAAAUCAUCCAGAAUUCAUGCUGUCUUGACAAGAACUAUGGUUCUCUGUUUUUAGAUAUUGUGGAAAAUGUUUUUUGGCAUUUUUCUCUGAUUUUAUUUCUCUUCCCUCCCCCCUCCCUUUUUUCUAAAAAACAAAAACAAAAAAAAAAAAACACAAGAAAUCUGAAAACACACAAAACAAAAACAACAAAAAGAAGAGAAGAAAAAAGGAAAUUUUAUUAUUAAUGCUGUGUGAAAAAAGUCCCAGCACAGAUUGCUCAGCUGUUUGUACCUGACUUGCCACCUGCAUAGGAGCCAGUCCUGUUCCUCCUUCUUAGCCCUCUUCCUACAGGGGAGAACUUCCAAAUGUUAAUUUUUUCUUUUUGAAAAUAUAAAUAAUUACUAUUUUGUA